This is a messenger RNA of Carica papaya (papaya), 1296 nucleotides long. RefSeq names its product Survival protein SurE-like phosphatase/nucleotidase. Lineage: Eukaryota; Viridiplantae; Streptophyta; Magnoliopsida; Brassicales; Caricaceae. The record is from RefSeq and is a predicted model, not a curated record. Gene Ontology annotation, molecular function: nucleotidase activity.
CUGAUGGGAUUGAAUCUCCUGGCUUAUUCCGUCCUUGUUGAGGCUUUGGAAAGUCAAGGCCUCUAUAAUGUCCAUGUUUGCGCCCCUCAAUCGGAUAAAUCUGGUUCGGGUCAUUCUGUCACUCUCCAAGAAACAAUUGCUGUAAGUUCAGGUGAAAUAAAUGGCGUCACAGCUUAUGAAGUGUCGGGGACUCCUGCGGACUGUGUCUCCUUGGCAUUAUCUGGUGCCCUUUUCUCUGGGUCAAAGCCACUGCUGGUAAUUAGUGGAAUUAACCGGGGAUCAAGCUGUGGCCAUAACAUGUUUCACUCAGGUGUUGUUGCUGGAGCUAGAGAGGCUUUAAUUUGUGGAUUACCAUCUUUGUCUAUAUCACUGAACUGGAAGAAGGAUGAAAGUAAGGAAGGUGAUUUUAAGGAUGCAGUUGCUGUAUGUUUACCUUUAAUACAUGCAGCUAUCAGAGACAUUAACAAGGGAAUUUUCCCCAAAAGUUGUUCUCUUGAUGUGGAGAUUCCAACAUCUCCCUUGACAAAUAAGGGUUUUAAAGUAACCAAACAAAGUAUGUGGAGAUCCAGGCUGAACUGGCUUGCUGUUUCAACUAACCGGCACCCUUCUGCUGGACAUUUCAUGUCCAAUCAACAAAGCCUCGGCAUUCAGCUUGCGCAGCUGAGUCGAGAUGCCUCUGCUGCUGGUGCAGCUCGUCGUGUGACUACUCAGAGGAAGAAUGUAGAAAUUGAAUCAGUGGGGGUUGCUGGAAAACCUGAUAACAAUCGUGUGAAAAAGUACUUCCGUCUGGAGUUUGUAGAUAAGGAACAGGAAGAUGUAGAGGAAGAUUUGGAUUUCCGGGCACUUGAAGAUGGAUUUGUUGCCAUAACUCCAUUGUCACUUAUUCCUCAUGUUGAGUCGGACGUUCAAGGGGCAACGUCAGAUUGGAUCUCCAGUGCACUUGGUGGGGAGCAAGAAGCCUGAGGCUGGGCAACGUCAGAGCUCUUGUAUGCAGUUGCAUUAACCUAGUGAAUCAAUUGAUUUGUGGUUUUUUCAUCACUCUGUGGGUUUUGUGUCUAAUCUGUUGUUGAUUUUCAUUUUAUUAGUUCUUUUGGGAGGUUUAUAAUAUUGGAAGCUUGGGUUGGGUUGGUUUGUUGUAGUUUGACAGGAAAGGUAUAGGAAAUGGCCGGGUCCCAAAUUUGUAUUGUAUGGCUCUGUGCUUUUCCUUGGCAUUCCUUUCUUGGUGCUGUACUGUAUGUAUGUAUGUAGCUUUCUUUUUUACUUCACAUUCUAAAUAAUACUUUGUUUGUUUGUUCA